Molecule: messenger RNA, 3118 nt
Organism: Paramisgurnus dabryanus
Lineage: Eukaryota; Metazoa; Chordata; Actinopteri; Cypriniformes; Cobitidae
Gene: sypa
Product: synaptophysin a
Cellular component (GO): synaptic vesicle; presynaptic active zone; synaptic vesicle membrane
Source: RefSeq, a predicted model, not a curated record
CCAAAACGCCUUCUCGAGGCGCGUGACGCAACUAGCACCGUUCCGUUGACGUUCCCUCCCCCCUCCGCGAGCUGUUCCGCUUCCAAAACUAGACUCCCCGAUUAUUGCUAUUACUCCUAUCUACGAGCGGGCGACUAACAUGGAUAUUGUAAAUCAGUUGGUUGCAGGUGGGCAAUUCAGGGUGCUCAAAGUCCCACUGGGCUUCAUCAAAGUCUUAGAAUGGAUCUUUGCCAUCUUUGCAUUCUCCACCUGUGGAAGUUACUCGGGGACCUUCAGGAUGAGCGUGGAGUGCAAGAACAGAACAGAAAGUAACCUGAAAAUAGGCGUGGAUUUUGAGUAUCCCUUCAGGCUCCAUCAAGUAUAUUUUGAUGCCCCCACCUGUAAGGGUGGUAAUGAUCGUUUAUUCCUGGUUGGGGAUUACUCGUCCUCCGCAGAGUUCUUCGUCACCAUAGCUGUUUUUGCAUUCCUGUAUUCCAUGGCAGCUCUUAGCGUCUAUGUCUUUGCCUUUGAGAAGUAUCGUGAAAACAAUAAAGGGCCGCUGAUUGAUUUCGGUGUGACAUGCGUGUUCACCUUCAUGUGGCUGGUGAGCUCAGCAGCAUGGGCGAAAGGUUUGUCAGAUGUGAAGACCGCCACAGAUCCCGAGAAGGUUUUGGAGUUGAUCCCCGCCUGUGAGCAUGAGGUUAACCGCUGCCGUGAAGUUCAUGAUCCAGUCAUGUCUGGUCUUAACACUUCUGUGGUCUUUGGGUUCCUGAAUCUGAUCUUGUGGGCAGGCAACCUGUGGUUCGUGUUUAAGGAGACCGGAAUCGUUGCACCAUUCAUGCGCCAGCCACCCGCCCAGGAGAAGCAGCCCGCCGCCCAAGAUGCCUACGGGCAGGGAGGAUAUGGGCAGCCAGACCCAUACGCUGGUUCCCAGGGAGGCUACCAGCCCGAUUACAGCCAGCAAGGCUACAACCAGGCUGGAGACUACGGUCAGGGCGGCUAUGAGCAGCAGGGGGCACCCACCUCAUUUUCCAACCAGAUGUGAGCAAAAUAAUAUUUGAGGAAGCAGAGGAGAGAAAGAAAGAGGUUGAUGUGUGAAUCUUGCAGUGUGGUGCCUGAACCCAAACCACAAACCCACACUUCUCCAUUUGUGCGUCUGUGCUUACGUAUGUGAAAGUUAAGAGGGAUGGGUGGGAGGGGGACUUAUCUAAAAUUACAGAUAGAGGGGGUGGGAUAGAGCAGAGGGAUUUUAUUGUGCUGUUAAUUAUUGUGACGUACAAAACUAAGAUAAGGUUAGGAUCGAUCAAAUUUCAAAACACUUGAAUCCUGUACCAAAAUAGGAGAGAAUAUUUGAAAACUUCUAUGAAUCUUGUUUUGCUAAAUGAAUUGUAAAUUGAUGAUGUUGACAAUAUUAAUGCUAAACUUGAGAGAAUGUAUUUGUCUGUGAUGUAUAGAUAUGAUUAUAUAUAUAUAUAUAUAUAUAUACGAAUAUAUAUAUAUAUAUAUAUAUAUAUAUAUAUAUAUAUAUAUAAAUAUUCCUAAAGAUAUGUAUGGGGCUAUUUCACUGUAGUCUAGUUCAAUUUAUAAACCCUAACAUUAUUAUAACAAUCCUGUGAAUAUAUUAACAAAGCCCCACUUUGAAAUUGUUUUACCCUGUAUUGUUUUACCCUGGUGGUGGUUUGGUACGGGUUGCAUAGAAUUUGUCCCAGUGUACCUCCUUUUGUUAAGUCUAUUGAUUUGUAUUUCUUCACGGGGUGGGAUGGAGCACUGAUGUGACGACGACUAUAAAGAAUCAUUCCCGAACUCAUGAAGGGACCACAUUACUUCAACCAGCAAGAAAAACGAUUAAGUGUAUCCAAAUUAAGUUGAUUUGUUCUCUCUCGUAAAUCUCUGUAUUAUGAAAAGCACAUGCUUUCUCAUUGAAGAAUUCGCAUGGUUGUUCAUGACACAACACCCUCCUCUGAGUGCUGUAUUGAUGUAGUGCUGUUUAAGUUAGAGGAUGCUAAACAUAGAUAUAAAUAGAUAUGGACCAGGGUUGUGUUUGUGUUGUGUGAGCACCAGACAGAGAUGUCAGUAGUGUAUAGAUAUAUGUGCCAGUUUCGGUUUCAUCAAUAUUUUCCUUUUCCCUCUUUCAAAAACAUGUACUCUAUUACAAGUUUUAAGCCUGUGAUAGUGAGGUAUAUUUAAAAUUGUACAUACAGAAUAUAUAUAUAUGAAGUACCUGCACAUUGUUUAACCAAUGUCAUGAACUGCUGUAAUGAUCUGCAUCAAAACAUCACGUGAAUGUCAGCAUAGAUUAUUUUUGUCUGCUUGAUUGAUCAUUCGAAUAGCAGAUGCCAAAUGUAUCUAUGGUAUACACGAUAGCCAACCCUUCCAGCUUGAUUUUAAGGCAACUGAACUGUUUUCCGUGAUGGGGAGGUCAUUUAAAUAAGCUAUGAAAUUCAUAUUUCAUUUCAACAGCUGUCGUGACAGGUUAACUGGGGCAAUAAUAUCCUAAAGUUAUUAUUUUGUAGAGUAUUCAAACACUAUAUCAAAGACUAGCACUUCAGAUGUGAGGAUGCCGAGUAAUGUUAUCAAUAUAGUAAAAGCAGCAGAUUUGUUUCUCCCCUGAGUUGAUCAUAAAUGGUUAAUUUAGAGUUGAUGCAUCAGAUGUUGUUAUGAUGAGUUUAUUUAUAUUAUUGCAUGAAUGGAUGCUCUUAAUGCAAGCUAACCCAACGUAUAACUGAUUGUCUACUAUUUUUUCAGACUUUUUCCAUUUGCCUGAAAAUUUAAGGAAAAUCAGGUUCGCUUUUGGGUAAAAGGCCAUCAGCCUGCUAAAUGUGUUAGCGACUCUCUCUUUCUCUCUUUUUCCCUCUCUCUAUCUCACAUUAUCUGCUCUGGCCCACUCUUCUCUUCCAAAUGAAUAUGCUACUCAACUUCUCCGUUGUUAGUGGUGUUUGAUAUGUCUUGUGAAACUCUCGAUGCCUUUGGGUUGUGCUGUAUUUAAUGUGUAUGAUAUAUUCUUAGCGUUUAUGAAGAUAUUGAUGAAAAUGGUUAUGACCAUGUUGAAAACUCAAUCACCAAAUUAUCGAGAAAUUCUGUUGUAUUGUUCUAUGGAAUCCAUGAUGGAAAAUUAAAUAAAGAAUAAGUUAUCCUGUUG